This is a messenger RNA of Racocetra persica, 466 nucleotides long. NCBI's taxonomy places the organism in Eukaryota, Fungi, Glomeromycota, Glomeromycetes, Diversisporales, Gigasporaceae. The record is from the annotation of a GenBank genome assembly.
AAAGAAAUCAAAAAAAGAUAUUAGCGCUAAUAUAAUAGUUCUAGUUAUCAGUACUUCAAGUUCCCAAAUUAAUAAUGCACUAGAUGCUCUUCAAGCUAAUAGCAGCUUUGAGAACUAUAAUAAUUUUAAGUCUACAUUAGAAGCUAAUUUUUUUGAAGAUAAAUUUGCAAAUAUAUUACAAACUGAAGAAAUAGAAGAAUACAUUACCAAUUCACAAAGUGAUGAAUAUAAUGACAUUAAUACACUUUCAUACUGUAUGGACGAAGUAAAAAAAUUUAUUGCUAUACAGUUUCAAAAUGCUAAAUUAUUUGAAGAGCCUGCAAAGUUUGUAUUUGAAAUAGAAUUAGAUUCAGGGCUUUCAGACGCUGUUGAACUUGGUCAAAAUCUUGAAACCAACCUAUUAAACCUGAAAAAAAAAUCAAAAAUAGCUUUGCACAAUUUACCAAAAUUUUCACUUUACUACUAG